CGGAAUGGGACAAACAAGCAUGUGCCAAUGCCAGGGUACCCAACGUUGAAAGCCUACUUCGAAUAAUUGACACAAUACCAAUUUCGACCGACCCAGACCUGCCGCGCUGCACGGAAGCAUUGGAGGGGAUGUACCCACAGAAGGUGCAGGUUGGAGAUACCGAGGCUGAACCUACCCACACUUUUAGCUUGCUUUCUUAUGUUCUUGACGAGAAAGCAUUUUGGCACCGACCGCUGAGUCCACGAGAGCCAGAUUUAUUAACCUGCAGGGAGCUCAAUCUGUUUGAAGAAUGGAAGGUCUCUACCAAGGUUGAUGGUAGUGAAGGUCCAACCAGCAGUGACCCUAUCAGGACGACAGAGGACAUCACUAAUAGAAACAAAAGGACGACAUGCAUGUCCUUAAACGAGACGGCUGACAACUGCGUUGCUUUGAAAAAAAGGGCAAGGAUGUUUCAGAACACAGAUGAGCUGUCGAGCAACAUUCAUCAUGAGAUGCCACACACUUUAGGAACUGUAAGCGCAUCAUCACACGAGAAAGAUCAGUCAUCAAGCGACGCUAAUCUUGGUCAGAUCCAACAAACACCGGUCCAUGGCACCUCUUCAGCUACCAACAAAGACUUCCCAUGGGACGACCCUGAUAUGGUAGCGCAGUUGAUCGAGUCUACCGAUAGGAUUGAGGAAGAGUGGUUUUCACAACAAAGACAAACUCAGUAUACCACAUCAGUUACACAAGACAUCCACAUAUCAGAGAUCAAGCCCAAUGAGAUUUGUUGCAACUUCACCUCAAAUCCAGUCGAAAGUGCUGUUUUCAGCGACAUUGUGUCACGAAUACCACCCCAUUCAAGGCAAAAGAGCCCAAGAAUAGUACAAAUGGGCUCGACAUGGGUUGAACAUAGGGUUUUUGGCCUGAGCAUGCAAGUGUAUGGCCGGGUCAAUAAGUACUUGAUCAAUAUGUUGGGAAAAGCAGUAAUGGCCGAGCAAACCGAAAAGGAGAGGCUCAAUCUUCUCCCGCGAAGUUACUGGUCAAGAUACUAUGUUGAAUGCAACACUGCUAAAUUAUUCCAAAAUGCAUUUGAAACUCCAUUGGCGUUAUCUGUUCACCUGAGGGAGACAAUGAUAGGAUUCCAUCUUGACCGAAUUCACAUGGUGUUUUUACCUUUAAGCUCAUACAGUUUCUGGUACACGGUUGUUGCUAACUUUAGGAAGAAAUUGUUCGAAGUCCUCUGCCCAAACAACAGAAUCGACUUGAUUGCUCACGAAGCUCAGCUUGUAAUCAAGAAUUUCAAAGCGGCUUUCAAGCUGGCAUACAAGAGAUCACAACUAAAUGUGACUGACAUGGGUGUGUCUUUCCGGAGUGUGUGCUCUUUAACUAAAGAGGCAGAUUGUGGGAUCUUCACAAUGAAGUUGGUACAAGGACAUGAUGGAGACAACACUUUGUGUUUCUAACCCGAGCAUGCAAAGAGCCUGCGCGAGAGUCUAACUUACUACAUGGUUGCUCACCCUUGCAAUGAAAAACUGAUGCCAGAAACCAAAGAAAUCUUAAGAAAAUAUGGUGUUCCAUUUGACUACUCGACUCCAGGGUAUUCUCCAUGGGGUCCUGUUGCAGAACAAUGUUAACUACAUCUGGCUGGAAAAGAUCAUCCCAACAGGACUAAAUCACGACCCUAAGCUCCCGGAGGAUCACCCAAGGAUGGCAAAAAUGCCGUACACAUGAGAAUGACUCAUCGAUAAGAGGAUUAUUUUUGGCGAAAUACUGUUUUUAUUUUAAUUUUUUUUGCUUUUUAGUAUAGAAAACACAUACAUUCUUAUAUAUCCUUUUUUUGAUAGUGAUGACAUUUUUGUCCAACGCAAGUUCUUGAUCUUUUUGUUCAGAUACAAAUUAAUUGGCAACACCGUCCUGUGGGUCCUUGAGCGGAUCCCA
Triticum aestivum (bread wheat) is the source of this 1920-nucleotide messenger RNA. RefSeq lists its product as uncharacterized. The record is from RefSeq and is a predicted model, not a curated record. NCBI's taxonomy places the organism in Eukaryota, Viridiplantae, Streptophyta, Magnoliopsida, Poales, Poaceae.